UCCAUCUUUCCUCGUUGCCGGUGGAUGCGCCCAUCUUGGCGUUUACAUGUUCCAGAAACUCAAGACCCAGGUGGCAGUAUCCAUCCUGGCAGGUAUCAGCACUGGCGUUGUUAUACUAGUCUACACCCUUUACUUUUUUGGACCAACUCUGAGGGCUCGAAGUCGAUAUGCCCGCAAGUUCUAGUUCAAUCCUAGUGACAGCCUUUCAGGUGGAACUUUGGAACUUGAUUAUAGAUGAUCAUGGCGGACUCUUACGCAUGAUCUUGGCAUAUCCCGAUGGCGCCUCUUUUCUGACAGAGAUUCUUUUUUUUUUUUUUGUUUCCGCACCAUGUUAUUUCCAGACUCUCGUCAGCUUAGCCAGGUGCUUAUGCCGUACAAUUACACGGUCUCCUCUUCUUUUUUGUAUGUUCUCCCUGUUAACUCGCCAUGAUCGAAUCCCUCAGGUCCUAAAGAGGACACAUCCAUUACGCGAACAUCGGUUCCUUCAGAAGCUGCUUCGUUAUCAUUUAAGGAUUGAACUUGGUUUCUCGCCGCACAAAUGUCUUGAAAAUCUCGUCGGAAGGUUUAUAUAUCAUUUGUCUAAGGUGGGUCUGGAUAGGGUCGUUGUGGGUUGUGAACUUGAGCCACAUUGCAAGAUGCUGCCAUUAUGUAAUUGCAUGAUCUAAUUGAGAAGGGCGUUAUUCGUUUAUUGACGCGAUCGCCCGGCGCCCCGACUUUUUCCUGUUACGACUCUUGAUGGCGCCAUUUUUUCCCUUCCGCUUCAAUUUUUUCGAGUGCGGUCCCAAAGUUGUCGCUCAUCUUAAGCUCACAGUGCUGAAGAAAAUUCGCUUCACCCAUUCUAUACAAGUGA
Messenger RNA from Cantharellus anzutake, 850 nucleotides. RefSeq lists its product as uncharacterized. The transcript has 3 exons. Lineage: Eukaryota; Fungi; Basidiomycota; Agaricomycetes; Cantharellales; Hydnaceae. Bases 168 to 665 code for a protein of 165 amino acids. The record is from RefSeq and is a predicted model, not a curated record.